Messenger RNA from Spirometra erinaceieuropaei, 336 nucleotides. The record is from the annotation of a GenBank genome assembly. NCBI's taxonomy places the organism in Eukaryota, Metazoa, Platyhelminthes, Cestoda, Diphyllobothriidea, Diphyllobothriidae.
AUGCUCACAAACUCGCUCAUAAUAGAAGUUGCCGUAAGGAUUCAGCUUGUCCUACUCCUGCGAAAUCUGACUCCCUCCUUCCUCUUUCUUUUACGUCUCCAUCUCACUCAAGCCACUUGACGCAUUUGCCUGCCCCUAAACUUGCAGCAGCAGCAGCAGCAGCAGCAGCAGCAGCAGCAGCAGCAGCAGCAGCAGCAGCAGCAGCAGCAGCAGCAGCAGCAGCAGCAGCAGCAGCAGCAGCAGCAGCAGCAGCAGCAGCCCCAUUUGUCGUUUCGUAUCGACCGGAUAGCCCAGCUGGAACACAUGAGAAUCUGUCUACAUCAGCUAGACCGAUAA